This is a messenger RNA of Aspergillus saccharolyticus JOP 1030-1, 336 nucleotides long. Its product is annotated as 40S ribosomal eS27 domain-containing protein. Gene Ontology annotation, biological process: ribosomal small subunit assembly; translation. The transcript is spliced from 3 exons. Gene Ontology annotation, cellular component: cytosolic small ribosomal subunit; ribosome. Gene Ontology annotation, molecular function: structural constituent of ribosome; RNA binding. Lineage: Eukaryota; Fungi; Ascomycota; Eurotiomycetes; Eurotiales; Aspergillaceae. Bases 1 to 336 code for a protein of 111 amino acids. The record is from RefSeq and is a predicted model, not a curated record.
AUGGUCGGUAGCGACGUUGAAGAUGAAUUGCACGAGGUGGCGCAAUUGGAUAAUGAUGUUGGGAGGGAUGUGCCGGGCUGGAUGUGUCGGGUUCUCGCGGUCGACCUCCUCAACCCUACGCCUCAGGCUGAGGCCCGCAAGCACAAGCUCAAGCAACUUGUGCCUGCUCCCCGCUCCUUCUUCAUGGACGUCAAGUGCCCUGGCUGCUUCACCAUCACCACCGUCUUCUCCCACGCCCAGACUGUCGUCGUCUGCGCCGGCUGCUCCACCGUUCUGUGCCAGCCCACUGGUGGUAAGGCCCGUCUCACCGAGGGCUGCUCUUUCCGCCGCAAGUAA